AUGGCCGCCCAAACCGAGCCCGAGAUUGUUUUGACUAUCUUCCUCGAGUUUCUGGAUAUUGAGCCCACGCUAAAAGGGCUCGGCCUGGUCCCCGGCGAAUCUGCUUCGGGAUCUAAAAACAAAUACACGGUCCCCGCCAUCCAGCACGUGCCGACCAACACGUACCUGAUGGACUCGUUCCCCAUCGCGCAGUUCCUCGAGUCGAUGUACCCGGACCCGCCGGUGCCGCUGACGUCGGAGCUGGGCCGCGAGAUCGAGGCGAAAGCACGCGCUACGGUCGGCAAGGCCUUCUACGUGUCGGUGAUGCCGCGCGAGAUGGGGAUCCUGUCAUCGCGCGCGCAGGAGUACUUCCGACGCACGCGCGAGGCCGCGAUCGGGCACCGGCUCGAGGACUUGCUCGACUCGGACAAGGAGGAGCAGACCUGGAAUGCGGUCGCCGACGGCAUGUGCGCCGUCGGCGAGCUGAUGCAGACGCACAAGGCCGACGGGCCGUUUGUGCUGGGUGCCCGGCCGAGCUACACCGACUUCUUUAUUGCGGGUUCCCUCCAGACGGCGAGGGUGGUGGAUGAGGGCGUGUUCCAGAGGAAUAUCAAGUGCCCUGGGUAUAAGGAGGUUUAUGAGGCAUGUCUGCCUUACAUGGAAAAGAAGGAUUAA
This is a messenger RNA of Venustampulla echinocandica, 654 nucleotides long. RefSeq lists its product as uncharacterized. The coding region runs from base 1 to 654 and encodes 217 amino acids. The record is from RefSeq and is a predicted model, not a curated record. Lineage: Eukaryota; Fungi; Ascomycota; Leotiomycetes; Helotiales; Pleuroascaceae. The transcript is spliced from 3 exons.